This is a messenger RNA of Argentina anserina (silverweed cinquefoil), 857 nucleotides long. RefSeq names its product aquaporin SIP1-1-like. Gene Ontology annotation, biological process: transmembrane transport. The transcript has a single exon. Gene Ontology annotation, cellular component: membrane. Gene Ontology annotation, molecular function: water channel activity. NCBI's taxonomy places the organism in Eukaryota, Viridiplantae, Streptophyta, Magnoliopsida, Rosales, Rosaceae. Bases 75 to 800 code for a protein of 241 amino acids. The record is from RefSeq and is a predicted model, not a curated record.
GGCUUAGACAGACGUGGGACAUUAUCAUACAUAGGAGUAAACAAAGCAGCUUCUCAGAGCCACUGAAAGCUAGGAUGAGCAAUCUGAUCAAAGCUGCUGCAGGAGAUGCAAUUUUAACUUCGCUGUUUGUUUUCGUCGGACCAAUCAUGCGGCUUCUCACAGCCAUCCUAGCUUCAUUUUUUGGCUUUCAAGCAAGGUCCUUGAUUGGCCGUUUCAUCACCACCAUACAUGCCACAGUUCAAGUCUUGAUCUUCAGCAUGAUUGGCAAGCUCUUGGGUGGUGCCAGCUUCAACCCCUGCACCACUCUCACUUUUUACGCCGCCGGCUUCAACCCGGGAACUUCCCUGAUCUCGAUGGCAGUCCAGUUCCCGGCUCAGGCAGUCGGCGGGGCAGGUGGCGCCAAGGCCAUCCUGCAACUGAUGCCUGCAAAGUAUGAGCAAUUUGUUAGAGGGCCAUCUCUGAAAGUGGACGUGAAAAGUGGUGCUAUUGCUGAAGGGUUGUUCACUUUCUCUCUUUGUUUUUCCCUGCUUUUUGUUAUGCUCAAGGGUCCUAGGAGUCUUAUUCUGCAAAUAUGGCUGGUUAAAGUAGCUACUGUUGGAUUGGCUGUUCUGGGGAGUGGGUUUACAGGGCCUUCUAUGAACCCUGCUAAUGCUUUUGGCUGGGCUUAUGUUAAUAACUGGCACAAUACUUGGGAGCUCUUCUAUGUUUAUUGGAUUGGUCCUUUAGUUGGAGCAGUUUUGGCUGCUAGAGUCUUCAAGAUUUUGUUUCCUCCACCAGAAGCAAAGGAGAAGAAAGCCUAAUGAUUAGUUUGAGUAUGUGAUUCAGUAGCAGAUAUAUAUGAAUGUGUGCAUUCAUUU